Molecule: messenger RNA, 315 nt
Organism: Coprinopsis cinerea okayama7#130
Lineage: Eukaryota; Fungi; Basidiomycota; Agaricomycetes; Agaricales; Psathyrellaceae
Exons: 3
Coding region: 1-315 (104 amino acids)
Biological process (GO): proteasome assembly; double-strand break repair via homologous recombination; mRNA export from nucleus
Cellular component (GO): proteasome complex; proteasome regulatory particle, lid subcomplex
Source: RefSeq, a predicted model, not a curated record
AUGUCAGCUUCAGCUUCGACUUCCAAAGACGCCGCUGGUAAAGCUGAGGUUGCGAAGCCCGCUGAGACCCAACCUUCGCUUGGGGUGUUGGAGGAGGAUGAUGAGUUUGAGGAGUUUCCUGUUGCUGAUUGGGACGACGCAGAAACCGACCUCGCGCACCUCGGAGGCGCAGCACCCGGCGCUGCCAAAUCGGGCGGCGACAAGCUUUGGGAGGAUAACUGGGAUGAUGAUGAUAUUGAGGAGGAGUUUAGUGUGCAGUUGAGGGCAGAAUUGACGAAAACCAAAUCCUCAAACAGUGACGCUAUGGAGCAGUGA